This is a messenger RNA of Homalodisca vitripennis (glassy-winged sharpshooter), 2130 nucleotides long. Its product is annotated as basement membrane-specific heparan sulfate proteoglycan core protein-like. The record is from RefSeq and is a predicted model, not a curated record. Gene Ontology annotation, biological process: synapse organization. The transcript has 8 exons. The coding region runs from base 202 to 1257 and encodes 351 amino acids. Gene Ontology annotation, cellular component: neuron projection membrane. Lineage: Eukaryota; Metazoa; Arthropoda; Insecta; Hemiptera; Cicadellidae.
GUUUGUACCGCAUAUUGCGGUGUGCCGGCAUACCGCACGGAGAUGAAUAUUCAUACCGCGAGAUAAUAGCCUUGUGUUUGUGAAACUAAAAUAGCAUUGACGGAGUAAUGUUCGAAUGAAUAAAUUAAAUGGACAUUCAAAAGCUUAGCUAUUUUAUUACAUUGGAUACAGUUUCACGGCUUUACGUAAACUCUAUUGAAGAUGGCGCGAAGGCAUCAACUAGUUAUGUUAUUACACUGGAUAUGCACCCUAGCCAUGUUCGUUGCAACUCAGAUAUCUGGCAAAGGUCGAGGUGGAGUGAAUGCAGUUAACGCUACAGCAGUUCAAGGAGUUGCAGUUGACCUUACAGGAUUCUGGUCUUACAAUGAGUCGGAUCUCUCUAAGUAUGAGGAUUUCGACCAUUCCAGGUUUCUAGAAGAGUUGCCUGGAGUACAGAUAGAAGAGCCCAACACAGGGACCACGACACGAGCGCCGUGGCUUCCCCUGAAGCCACCCUCGCCACGUACUCCACCACCACGACUUACAUCCUUUGAUCUGCCUGUCUUUGACCAUAGCCAGAUAACGAACGUGUCCACACAGCUAGGGGACACUGCGUUCCUUAACUGUCGAAUCAAGAAUCUUGCAGAACAUUCGGAAGUCUCCUGGGUGCGUCGACGUGACUGGCACAUCCUUUCUUCUGGCUUGACGACGUUUACAAACGAUGAGCGAUUCCAAGUUCUCCACUCUGAGCACUCCGACAACUGGGAUCUGCAGAUUAAGUUCGUCCAGAAGCGAGAUAAUGGGACAUAUGAGUGUCAGGUGGCGACCGGUAAGGGCACAAUGUCUCAUUACUACAAUCUCCACGUGGUCAUCCCGUCCGCCUGCAUUAUCGGCAGCGGGGAGUACCACAUCGGUGAGGGCAGCACCAUUAGUCUCAUCUGUAUAAUAGAAAACAGCCCUACACCUCCCCAAUACGUGUUCUGGUACCACAACGAACGCAUGAUCAACUAUGACACAGUGCGUGGUGGGGUGACUGUUAGUACUGAGCCAGGCACGAAGACCCAUAGCCGCUUAGUCGUCACUAAAGCCACUCCCAGUGACUCUGGCAAUUACACCUGCCGAGCUCCCAAUACCGAGGAAGACACCAUAUACGUAUUUGUCUCCAAAGAAGGAGACAACACCGCAGCAAUUCAGCGUCAGGCCAGCUCAAAGACGUCGGGGCAGUCUUGGCUUCCUCCGUGCGUGCUAUUCGCCUGUCUCACUUUCUGGUUAUGCUGAUUUCUUAAAUGAACAUUUAAAAUGACACAUUUAUAUUAAGUUUAUGUAUUUAGAUCUAAUAUUUUAUUCUAACUUUAUCAGACAUGUUAUCCAAAGUAUAUCCAUAUUUUGUUAAUGAAACACGAUGACGAUGUUUCUCUUUGCAAGUAGAUCUGUUAAUAUUAUUUUAGAAAACUAUAAUUUAUAAUAGAGUGUAUUUAAAUGCAAAGAGUUGAUAUAGAUUAAGUAUAGGAUUUUCAAACUCGUGUUAGAAUAUUCUAAAUUUUCUAUCCAAAAUUCAAAUUCAAAAGGGAACAUAUUUUAGUUAAUGAAUUGUGUAACCAAUAUUAGUAUUAGUAGUGUAUACGAUGAAUGAGUACCAUCACAAAAAAUGUUAUUUUCACUUUACUAAAAUAGGUUAACAAUACGUUAUUUAUAAUUUUAACAGAUAUACAAGGUUUAAAAAACGAAUAGGGUAUCCCAAAUAUUCAAAGAACAAUACUUUAUAACGGAGAAAAUAUUGCUUCAUACAGUUUUUUACGUACUUGUAGUUUGCACAUUAUAUGCCACAACAUGAAUGGUUACAAUCACGCUCAUGCCCAAGGAUUUCUUAGUAUAAACUAUGUACCAAUAUUUCAAUAUUAAGUGAUGUUUGUAAAUAUGAACUAUUCCUUUGCAUUUGUAUAAUUGACUGACACGAAUAUAUUUUAGAUAUUGUUUUAUAUGUAUUUGGUGUUUAAUUGUUUUCAGAGCCAUAAAGUUAUGUAAUGUACUAAGUAUAUGUAUCAAUGGAAAUAUUAUUGUUGUUGCUGUUUUAAUAGUUUUAAGCAACUGAGCUUGUAAAAUAAUUUGUAAGAACACUGUGAUAAAUAUCGCUGUAAAUAUACGUUUAUU